AUGUCGGUUGGUUCUCAUCGGCUUCGUGAACUUGCCGACACAGAACUGAGCUAUCCCGGAUGGGAGAAUGACUAUGAGGAAGCUGCCGAGGCUUUUCAAAUCGGAACAACCCGAGUGUUUGAGAGACUCUUUAUGGAAAUAAUGGAGAAACAGAGAGAAUUCGACAAUUACUACAUAAUGCUAAGAAUAGAGAUCCUUGAUGAUUUGGAUAUUGAUUAUCCUGGAUGCCUUGGAGACAAGAGAAGAAUCGAAGAAUGGUGUCGUGAGAACCCUGUGAAUGACGAGACACAAGAAAAGUUUGAAGAAAGGAUGCAAGGUCUAGUCAACAAGCAUGCGCUGUACGAGGGAGACCGGUCUCAUGCCAAUCUUGCUGCCCUUGAUGACUGCGACUUCACAUAUCCAGGUUGGGAGGAUGCAUAUCAGAAUGCAGUCCAAGCUCACUGUAGUGAGCCAUUCACCACAUUUCCUAAGCUGUUCCAUCAAAUGAAAGAAAUGCAAAACAAACAUGAAGGAAAACGAAUACACUGGCGCCUCAAAACUCUUGACGAGCUUGAGUUGUCAUACCCAGGAUGCGAAAAAGAUGUUGCCGAGGUUGAGACUUGGCAUUUCAACACUUUUGAUUCACCAUCAACAGCUAGCUUGUUUCGUGAAGCUAUUGAUGGGCUGCUGGAACAGGAGGAGAUUUAUCUCGAAGCUCAAAUCGAGGAAUCGAAAGAAAGGAAAGAUCAAGAAGAAAGGGGUAUAUUCAUCGAUCGACGAAAGACUAAUCGAGAAAAAGAAGCGAAACAAGCUAGAGAACCAACCAGCGACCCCAUAGAAAGGAGGACACCCACUCGAGAGGAGCGGUUACAUGUAGCCAGAGUUCAAGAAAUGACGGAGAGAAAAGAGAGACAAGAAAAGGAAAGCCAGGAAAUGGAGAGACGGGAAGCGUUGGAGCGACAAAGUCAUUCGAGGCGCUCUAUCAACAACUUCGUAGAAAAGAGUGCACCACAGAACUAUGACAAGAGAGGAAGCCAUCUAGUGGCUCCGACAGAAAGUGUUGCAUCUGAGGGCGAGUCAUCAGCAGACUCAAUGGACUUGGAGAUUGAUAGAUGCUACAGGAGGAUAGCCGCAUCACUGCAAAUGUUGGAAGAGAGCAAAGGAAUCAUAGAGGAAGAAGAUGAGGUCCAUUUCUAUCCUCAACAACCCGUAAUGUAUCAACAACACAUGGUUGAUCAUUCAUCAUCACCAUACCCUCAUCAUUCAGCAAGACGAAGUCGACGAUCAGUGGUCCAACGCGCUGCAGUCUAUGAGUGA
This is a messenger RNA of Cylindrotheca closterium, 1296 nucleotides long. The record is from the annotation of a GenBank genome assembly. Lineage: Eukaryota; Bacillariophyta; Bacillariophyceae; Bacillariales; Bacillariaceae.